CGCGCCGCCGCGUGUCGCUGCUGAGCGCGCAGGUACAAGCCGUGGAAUUAGCGCCACUUAGUUUCGACGUCGAGGAGAAAGCUCUCGACUAAUGUUCUUUUUGCCGCUCGCCCACUCCACGAAGGAGAGCAGCAGCAAGUCUGUCAGUGGACGACAAUGAGCGUGGAAGUGUGACGUGCCGAUCAGCCGCGGACCUCAGCAUUAUUCACUUUUAUUUCUACACUUGUCGCCACCAUGGGGGAACAACCCAUCUACACCACCAGGGCCCAUGUCUUCCAGAUAGACCCUAGUACCAAGAAGAACUGGGUCCCUGCCAGCAAGCAGGCUGUUACUGUCUCCUACUUCUAUGACAGCACACGCAACAGCUAUCGCAUCAUCAGCGUGGAUGGAACCAAGGUGAUCAUCAACAGCACCAUCACGGCCAACAUGAUGUUCACCAAGACCUCCCAGAAGUUCGGCCAGUGGGCCGACAGCAGAGCCAACACGGUCUUUGGCCUGGGAUUCACUUCUGAGCAGCAGCUCUCCAAGUUUGCGGAGAAGUUCCAGGAAGUGAAAGAGGCGGCGAAGAUGGCGAGAGAGAAAUCUCAAGACAAGGUGGACAUCAGGAGCACACGGAUCGACCUCAAUAACGAUACUUUUGAUUUCAAGCAGGACUCUGGACCUUCAUCUCCAGGGUCCAAGCAGGCCUCCAGCUUCAAUGGCACUGAUGAUGAGAAGAUCUUCAAAGUGGGUCCAGAGAUGCUCCUGAUGAAGACUGAGCAUGAAAGUACAGCACAACAAAGCAAGUGGGAGGCGGAGCUCCAGAGUCUGCGGGAGAAGAACUCCAUGUUGGUGGAGGAGCUGCAGCACGCCUCCACCAACAUGGACGUCUGCAAGAAGCAAGUCGGCGCCUGCAAGGAGGAAAGUGACGCACUUCGACAGAAGGUGAGGACUUUGGCUCACCUCGCACCCUAGACCAUGGAACAUCAU
Nerophis ophidion (straightnose pipefish) is the source of this 969-nucleotide messenger RNA. RefSeq names its product homer protein homolog 2-like. Lineage: Eukaryota; Metazoa; Chordata; Actinopteri; Syngnathiformes; Syngnathidae. The record is from RefSeq and is a predicted model, not a curated record. Gene Ontology annotation, biological process: G protein-coupled glutamate receptor signaling pathway; regulation of store-operated calcium entry. Gene Ontology annotation, cellular component: plasma membrane; cytoplasm; postsynaptic density. Gene Ontology annotation, molecular function: G protein-coupled glutamate receptor binding. The coding region runs from base 235 to 954 and encodes 239 amino acids. The transcript has 6 exons.